Messenger RNA from Nematostella vectensis (starlet sea anemone), 5488 nucleotides. RefSeq names its product partitioning defective 3 homolog. The record is from RefSeq and is a predicted model, not a curated record. Lineage: Eukaryota; Metazoa; Cnidaria; Anthozoa; Actiniaria; Edwardsiidae. Gene Ontology annotation, biological process: cell adhesion; intracellular protein localization; microtubule cytoskeleton organization. The transcript has 16 exons. Gene Ontology annotation, molecular function: protein binding; phosphatidylinositol binding. Bases 278 to 4192 code for a protein of 1304 amino acids. Gene Ontology annotation, cellular component: apical plasma membrane; cell cortex; adherens junction.
CACAAUUCUCUCUAGCUCAUUAUGGGAUCCGACCAUAUCAGUUCGAAUUCCUACUACUAGAACAACAACAGUACUAAACGGCGAGCAAAAUCACCUUUCAACUCUACUCAGUUUAGAUAAGCGCUCAUAUAGAGGUCAGAAACAAAAGCGAAAAGUCCUCACAAUUACAUUCGCGCGAAGUGAUAAGAGAGUUUUUAUUGAAUAUGGAUAAUUUUCAAUUGAAUGUUUUCAAAUAAUUGUGCAUGUCGCAAAUGAAUAAGCGCCUUUCAGAGAGGACAUGACAAGCCGCAAAGAGAACUACAAAGAUUUAGCUGUUUUUAAGCAGCAACCAAAAAAAGCGGCAGCGGAUAGAGUAGAUGUGCAAGUUUUAGAGACCAUUACUGAUCAAGGCAUCCUAGAUCCAGAUGAUCUUGUCUGCGAUGUUUUGGAUGAUAGAGACAAGCUGAAUGCAGUAUAUGAAGAGUCUCCCACUACAAAGCAAUCCUGUAAUGGAGAAGACAGACUUAAUGACAUUUCUAAUUCUGAUUUAUUUAACAAUGAGACAAAUACUGUGAGAACCAUCAACCAGAACAACAGAGUGUCACCUGAAACUAUUAGAGAUGAAAAUCACAAUAAUCGUGCAUUGCCAAAACUAAUAACAAGUGAUCCUAAAGUAAAACUAAAACCCAGCCCUCCACCUGUGGCACCUAGACCCCCAAACACAAAGAAAAAGGAGCAACCUGUCUCUGUGUCUACAUCAGAAAGCCCUUCAGAGGAAGAUUCUGGGAUAUCUAUCGAUGUGCGUGCUCGUAUGGAAUUGGACUCUGUUAACUCUGAGAGCAAUGAGGUUAUUGCAACUCCAAGAGUUCUACCUACAGGAGAGACUGCAUUUGUGGCAAUCGGAACUCCAAUGAAAAAAAAUAAGACUUUCGAUUUUAAUGAGAACCACCCUGAAGACAUGCUCAAAGAAUCCUCUUGUGAUUUUGAGCACAAGGAUGAUGAUUUGGAUGCCUUUACACUAGGAAGGAACUCAGCUCGUCAGAGCAUGUUUGUUGAUAACCCUGUUCUUGAUCGCUGGGCAGAGUUACAAGAGGAGCGUCAAAAAGAUCAGCUAAGAUCAUCUGGGAGAUAUCAACCUCAGGCCACUGUCAGUUUACCUAGGAAAGAACAAUUAAAUGAUUUUCCAUCAUAUCAUCAUCAACAGUAUCCACAUGAGCGAGAGCGCACAAAUUCCUACAGUAGUGAUGACAGUUCUGAUGAUGUUAUAAUGAUUGAGCUGCAUCCUGACAAUGAAGAUGACCUUGGCUUUACUGUCAAACCUUACAAAACUGCUGAUGGCAGGGAAAUAGGGCUAAUAGUGCGGGAAAUAGCUCCUGGGAAAUGUGCAUCGAGAAAUGGGAAACUACAGGUCGCUGAUAGAAUACUAGAGGUCAAUGGCCAGAAUCUAAUGGAUCUCUCCAAUUCAAGAGCUCAAGAGGUGUUUGACUCUGCAAUCCGUUCACCAGUUAUCAAGCUUGCCGUAUCAGCGUCCUCAUCAUUUGUGUCAGGCAACACAAAGAAACCCACUAAACAUGACAAACCUCCCUCUGCCAGUUUUCAACCAGAACCUGUUGUAAUAAAAGCUGUUUACAAAGACAAAGAAAAAGCAAGUAUGACAAAACCAGAAAUUCCUCAAAAUUUUGGUCUUCCUAGAAGUCCAGUUAGUCCAGGAAUACCCAGAAGCCCAGGUUUUCCCAAGAGUCCAAGAAGUCCUGAUGGUAUUGAGCCACCACCUGGAUUCAGAGAUAACAGCCAGGCAGGCGCACCUCCACCAAUGUUAAGCAGCAAGGUGGUUAGCAAGAGGAUGUUGCUAGAGCUGAAUAAAGGUGGUGAUGGUUUAGGGUUCAGUAUAACAACCAGAGAUAAUCCUGCUGGCGGCCACACCCCCAUAUUUGUCAAGAGUAUUCUUGCUAAAGGUGCAGCCAUCGAGGAUGGUCGGUUAAGAGGUGGUGACCAGAUUAUCGAGGUGAAUGGGAUGCCAAUGACAGGCAAGAAUCAGGGGGAGGCAGUGAACAUCUUGCGGAGUACAGAGGGCGUGGUAAAGCUUCUGAUUCAGCGAGAGGAGCUGGUGCAAUCACCCACCAAGCCUGCCAUUGAGCUUAACGAGGACAGCACCCGUUAUCUGCGAGAGCAAGGGAAACAGGUGCUCACCUUCAAGAUUCCACUUAACAUGUCCGGUGCAGCAGGCCUAGGCGUUAGCGUCAAGGGCAAGGUUUCGGACACUGACAGUGGAAGGGACAGCCCUAUAGACAUGGGCAUCUUCGUCAAGUCUGUUAUCGCAGGUGGAGCCGCUUUUAAGGACGGUCGGCUCAAAGCCGAAGACCAGCUUUUGAGCGUGAACAAUGUUUCCUUCAUGGGGUUGACCAACACAGAGGCGAUAGAUGGCUUACGUCGCGCCAUGCAGAACACAAGACUCGGACAGGCCUUCAUAGAAACAACUGUAGCGAGAGAACGCGACCCGCAGAACGAUAUCGGGACGGUGGUGAGGUCCCACGAGGUGCUAAAAGCCCCGCCCCAAGAGAGGUCCAUUGAGGGUGGAGACCACACCCCUACACGUGUCGAGCCUCCUACAUUAAUGCAGCCGCCUGUGAUAGAGCAUCGACCAGCAGACAAACAAGCUGAAUACCUGGAAGAUGAUGAAAUAGAUGGAUUCGAAUCGGGCGCACUAUUAAACUUGACGCCCGCAAGAUCCAGGAACCCUGUCCAGCGGAAUGAAUCUUACUGCAAUGCCGUCAGUCGGAGUCCUGGGUACUAUAGCCCCCUUCGGGAUAAACCUGCCCGUUCCAGUCCCCUAGCAUUCAGGGAGCAGCCUUCCUCAGCGUCUACACCAAGUGGCGCUCGACCACCUCGUGACACAGACAGACCGUUCACCACCGUAGCCAUGCCGACGCCCCCGCUAGAGAAUACAGGAGAGGGGCGUAGUCCGCUCCCGCCGCCGAGGAACGACUCGUUCAGACACACGGUCGUAACCAACCACAAGAUCAAGCAGCACUUUAAUGAAAAGGGUACCAUGCCACCGCCCGCCCCGCUUGCCAAUAGACCAGAAGGGUCCAAUAGACCAGAAGGGUCCAAUGGGUCCACUAGAGACACUCUACCUUCUUAUGACCAGGCUCUGGAGAGACUGCGCAAUUCUCCCGCCGUGACCGAAGGCGCGCCCCAACGAUUCUCUUGGUCGCAGGAAGACAACAAGGAGCGAUCGCGCAACUCCUCUAGCACUGGCGAAAGUUCGCCAAAGCGCUUUUCGUGGUCGCAGGAAGAUAGCAGGGUGCAAAUGCGCAAUUCUCCCGCCGUGACCGAUGGCGCGCCGAACCGCUUCUCUUGGUCGCAGGAAAACAACAAAGAGAGAUCGCGCAACUCCUCAAGCACGAGCGAAAGUUCGCCGAAGCGCUUCUCUUGGUCGCAGGAAAAUAGCAAGGACGUUGUGUUUGCAGGCCCAGAUCUGCCAGCGGAUAACCCUUUCAACAGAGAAGGGUUUGGUCGCCAGUCAAUGUCGGAAAAAAGAGGUCGAGCGGCCGUUGACGCAAAGAAAACUGAAGUGUUCCAGAAAAGAGAGAAGCAGCGGAGGACGAGCGUGCCUGGUGACGAGUCUGUCUUUGAUGGCAAACCUGCACCUCUGAAGAAAGCCCACUCUGAAGGGCAGAUGAAAGUCAACACUCUUCCAGUUAAUGGGUCUAGUUUACCGCGGCUGGCUCCCGACAAUAGACCGAUGUGGAAGUCUAGUUCGGAGGGAAGGAUACGCAACGGCCCGAAUCAAAAUGCUAACAGUACAGGUGAUGUAUCUGGUAGUAAUCCACGAAUCAGCCAAUCAGAGGACGCACAGGAAGAAAUCCCUAUCACCAUGACGAGCAAGGCGGACUUCAACGACGUUCAGCAAAAACUCGCUAACAAGAAACCAUUUUAUAGGAAAUUCAAGCUUGGUAAGAACAAGCGAGGUGACUACAACUUAUCAGACUCCGAAGGAUCCCCGAAGCACUCGGGUUACAGCCAGGAAGCACUCAUUGAUUUCCCCGCUGAGCAGAGGUACCGUCAACUCGUCAACCACUACGGCCAAGAGGACUGGGACCAACGAUCUAGAUCCAGUCGGCAGAGUACAGAUAACGAGAGUAUGCACUCUAGCUCUUCUGCUGGCUUAAAAAUAGGGAGAGUGAUCGUAUCACAGCCUACACGCGUGUAACGCCGUCAGAAAGCGCGCUGGAAAAUAAGAAUGAAUGAAGCUUCAGCCUAACACAGGAAGACCGUUACUUCUUCUGACCCAUGAAGACCGGGACUCAACCUGACACAGGAAGACCGGUAGUCAACCUGACACAGGUAGACCGGUAGUCAAUCUGACACAGGAUAACCAGUAUUCAACCUGACACAGAAAAACUGGUACUUAACCUAACACAGAAAGACUGGUACUUAACCUAACACAAAAAGACCAGUACUCAACCGAACAAAGGAAGACCGGUAGUCAACCUGAUACAGGAAGACUGGUACUCCACCUGACACAGGAAGACCGGUACUCAACCUUACCCAGGAAGACCAGUACUAAACCUGACACAGGAAGACCGGUACUCUACCUGAACCAGGAAGACCGGUACCCAACCUGACCCAGGAAGACAGGUACCCAACCUGACCCAGGAAGUCCAGUACUCAACCUAACAAAGGAAGACCGGUACUCCACCUGACCCAGGAAGACCGGUAGUCAACCUUACAAAGGAAAACCGGUAGUCAAUCUGAUACAGGAAGACCGGUACCCAACCUGACCCAGGAAGACCGGUACCCAACCUGACCCAGGAAGACCGGUACUCAACCUGACCCAGGAAGACCGGUACUCAACCUGACACAGGAAGACCGUUACUCAACCUAACACAGGAAGACCAGUAGUCAACCAAAACGACAUUAACGCAGAACACAUAAAUACAAGCAAUCGUUGAAGAUUUUGUUUUAUUCAAAAGCAUUAAAAACGGUUAGACCACAAUAUAACUAAUAGUUGUGGCAAAUGACUCACACUGUUGUGUGUAAAAGCAACCAUAUUCGUGUAAUUAUCUCCGAUGUAUAAAUUAUGUUAGAAGCGUUGUAUACCAACAGACUCGUGUAUGGGUCGGCUCUAGAUCACAAACACCCUAUAUAUAACCCUAACACUAUUUCUGUGUUCGGUGGUUGCUAUAUAGUAUUCGGCUCUAGAUCACAAACACCCUAUAUAUAACCCUAACACUAUUUCUGUGUUCGGUGAUUGCUAUAUAGUAUUAGGCUCUAGAUCACAAACACCCUAUAUAUAACCCUAACACUAUUUCUGUGUUCGGUGGUUGCUAUAUAGUAUUUCCUUCGUGUUUGAGCCCCAAGCAGCAGCCCAAGGCCUCUCAAUACUCAUACUGCAUUUUUCAUGAAUACCUUGUCGUAAAUAUUAUUUUUAAUCAACACAAAAAGGAAACGAUUAUCGAAUUUAUAAUAAAAUUCUUGAAAAAUUAAAAUAUGUUAAACAGCAAAA